AACGACGUCGUUUUAGAGCUAAAGAGCUUCACACUCUCGUCUCUCUCGCGCUCUGCGUCGAUUACAGUUUCUUCAGCCUGCAACUCAAGAAUGCUUCACUCUCUCGUUCAAACCACUCUCCCUUCGCCUUGCCAAUUCACCUACUUCCGCUUCAACUUACAAAGUCUCCAUUCGAUCAAUCUUCUUCCUAAAACCCUUUUCCCUGAUUUUGGACGCGAAGCCAAAAAUUCGUUCAAAACAUUCAUCAUUUUCCACAAAAGAUUCAAUAAAUCCCGCUCCAACAGGCUCAAUUCGUCGAUCAUCGCUCACGCUUCUUUAAUCGAGGCGCCGAUUUUGUGGGCUGGAAGACUUUGCAUCUUCUAUGCCCUUCUUAGAGUUGGUUUAGCUGGAUCUCAAUCUAAUCCACUUGUUUCAGGUUGUGUUCUUCAUCUGUGUUUCUUCAUUUCUAGGCUGUUGAAUGUUUUUAUUGGGAAAUCUUGUGUUUGUGAUUGUUUUUCUUCUCCAGAUUUGGAAUUCUCCGAUGGGGAAAGUAUCAGUGAUUUGGGGUUUUCUAAGUGGUUGGAAGUUGUAAGAGGAAAGCCAGUGGAUGAAGCAGUUGAUAAAAGGAAACUAGUGAGCAAAUGGCAUCCUACCACAAAGGGUACCCUCAGAAGGAACUACCGGGUACCUUCGAAAUCCGAAGGACGACGCCUUCUUAAAGCCAUCGCAUCCCUCCUUUCCGAUGACGACCACUUCAUCGACGCCACUUCCCACAAGGGUUGUCAGAUCAGGAGGGAAAGUGCUCAUGGGGAGAGUGUUUGCUGCAACAAUGUGAGAGCUCUGUUUGAUGAGCUUCCAACCCCACAUCUUAUUGUGGAAAUAACUCCAUUCCCUGCGGGGCCUCUCAAUCAAAAGGAUUACACCAAGGCUGAGAAACUAGAGAGAGUGCUCAGAUCUGGCCCUUCUGUUUGAGAUACUCCUUUUACACCUCCCUGUAUUUUAUAUCUCAGCUUCUCUGUAUAGCACUCAAACGAAUCAAUCUCGAUCGGGACAUCGUUUUAGACAUUAUACUAGCGGUUUCUAUUUGACUUAAAA
Messenger RNA from Cucurbita maxima (winter squash), 1074 nucleotides. RefSeq lists its product as uncharacterized. NCBI's taxonomy places the organism in Eukaryota, Viridiplantae, Streptophyta, Magnoliopsida, Cucurbitales, Cucurbitaceae. Gene Ontology annotation, cellular component: chloroplast envelope. The record is from RefSeq and is a predicted model, not a curated record. The transcript is spliced from 4 exons. The coding region runs from base 91 to 951 and encodes 286 amino acids.